This is a messenger RNA of Gossypium arboreum, 534 nucleotides long. Its product is annotated as receptor-like protein 9b. Gene Ontology annotation, molecular function: protein binding. Bases 1 to 534 code for a protein of 177 amino acids. The transcript is spliced from 2 exons. NCBI's taxonomy places the organism in Eukaryota, Viridiplantae, Streptophyta, Magnoliopsida, Malvales, Malvaceae. The record is from RefSeq and is a predicted model, not a curated record.
AUGGAUCUACUAUUGGUAUGGGCAUCAUUUGCUUCAUGGGCUUCUUUUUAUAAGUCAUGGGUGAUCUUAUGGGCAGCUGCCUAUCUGGCGGUCAGUAAUUGGCGGAUUAUCAGGCAGAUUGUUCAAAUGGAAACAAGAUUUUCAGAUACUCAAGAUGCGAGCUGUCUUAAAAACCAACACAGUAGUAGUUUCAUGACUACUGUUGAGCCAAAUAAGUAUGUGUUUAAGAUAGAAUUUCUCACUAAAAAUUGUCUCCUUUAUUAUAAAGGAAACAUUCUGAAUUACAUGUCUGGAUUAGAUUUGUCAUGUAACAAUUUGACAGGCCAAAUUCCUCAGAGUCUCGGGAAGUUGUUCGCCAUUCAUGCACUAAACUUAUCCCACAAUCAUCUUACAGGGUUUAUCCCUGUUUCAUUGUCGAAUCUAUCCCAGGUUGGGAGCCUGGAUUUUUCUUACAACAAAUUAAGUGGAAAAAUCCCAUCAGAGUUGGUCAAUCUUAACUUCUUGGAAGUCUUCAGUGUCGCUCACAACAAUUAA